UCGAACUUUCGAUAACAACACAUACACAUCCCCCCUUUGUUACUCAUCUACCAUAACAAUCUCUUCAACGAAAGGUAUGUUUCUACGGGUCCAACCCCUUGUCGAUUUGUUUUUCUGUCAAUUUCAAUUUUUUAGGGCUUGUUCUUUGUGUGCGUGAUGAUGAACAGAGAAUUUGAAUUAGGAGGAGAUAGCACAAACCCUAGGGUAGAAUCAGAAUCUUUCGUUGAUGGCAGUAGCUCAGGAAAUAUAGUAGAUUCUGUACCUGUACCAUUAAUCGUCCCCUCCGAUAACUCUACAGUUGUGCAGGGUUUCGAAAGUGUAGGUGGGUCUGUUGCCGAGGGUAGCAUGGACAGUGUAUCAGCUGAAAGAAAUGUUAGUGAUGUAAAUAAUAGGACAGAUGGGGUCUCGAACAAAUUUGGUGUUCUUGAAUCUCAUGACAAGGUGUUUAGCGAUAGGAACCAUGGUAGUGUAAAGCAUGUGAAAAGUGAGCAGCAGAAAGGGCAACAUAGAAAAGAGCUGAAAUCAAAAGAAUCAGUAUCACCUGUAUAUGAUUCUAUGAUUUCUAUGUUUGAUGAUUUUGCUGCCAAUGGGAAUGUGUCGACUGUGGUUAAGCCGUCGAUGGAGGUAUCACCUGGUCAUGGCUUUCAAGUGGGGGAUAUGGUUUGGGGAAAAGUGAAAUCUCACCCUUGGUGGCCUGGUCACGUGUACAGUGAAGAAUUUGCAACCCCUUCAGUGCGCAGAUCAAAGAGGGAAGGUCUUUUGUUGGUUGCCUUCUUUGGAGAUAGUAGCUAUGGAUGGUUUGAUCCUUCAGAACUUGUGCCGUUUGAUUCUGAUUUUGCAGAGAAGUCUCGCCAGACUAACUCUAAAACUUUUGUCAAGGCUGUGGAGGAGGCAAUGGAUGAGGUUAGUAGGAGGAGUGCACUUGGUUUGUCCUGUAUGUGCAGGAGUAAGCAGAAUUUCAGGGAGACUGGUGUCCAAGGGUAUUUUGCUGUUGAUGUGGCGGAUUAUGAGCCUGGAGCUGUAUACUCAAUUGAUGCAAUUGAGAAAGCUAGGAAGAGUUUCCAGCCCAGUUUGGCUCUUGAUUUUAUAAGGCAGUUGGCUCUGGAACCCACUGACAAUGAUCAUGCUGGCAUUGAUUUUAUAAAGAACAGGGCUAAUGUCAUUUCUUACAGAAGGGCAGUUUAUGAGGAAUUUGAUGAGACAUAUGCUCAGGCAUUUGGUUACCAACCAGUUCGUUCUUCUCCUCGAUCUGUACAAGAAUUGCCCCCUGGAAGAACACCGACUAAAGCUCCCUUGAGUGGGCGACAGGUAUUUGCCGACACUUCAGGCAAGGGAAAGAGUUCUGCAAAACCUAAUAAGGUUAAGGACCAUGCUAAAAAAGACAAGUAUCUCUUUAAACGGAGAGAUGAAUCUGAAGAGGUAAAAGUGCUCAAAAAGGAGAAAGGGAAACUGUCAUUCUCUCCCCACCUUAAGGAUUCCAUGGCAAAUGCUGCUGGUGACUAUGUGUUGCAAAAGAGAGACUUGGGAACACAUGAACAAGUUGGGACAGCCAUUGUGAGCGAUGAAUUAGCUUCAAGAGAUGCAAGUAUGGAAGACACACCUAUUGUCCUGGAAUUCGGUGACCCUAAUUUACAGAGCAAAGUUGAAUCACCUAGCUUUUCUGCUGGUGAGAUUGCACCAGGCUUUGGUGGUGAUCUACCAACAGUGAAGAUUUCUGGUGAUGAUGAGAAGAAGAUUGUGCCACAAAAGACAAGUUCUGAUUUGGUAGAUGACAAGUCUUCAAGUGACAGAAAGGUGUUCAACCAAGAUGACACCCCAAGUUCAGGACCCCAUAAAAUAGUUGCUUUACAAAGAACGGAUAAUGAGCCGAAAAAGGUGAAGAAGGUUUCUAAACGUCCUGUUGGAGAGCUGGGAUCUGGGAAAUCCGUCUUGCCCGAGAAGAAAAAGAAGAGGAAGAAAGAAGUCUUGAUGGCUGACGGUACACAGGUCCUUGGUAAAGAUGGGGUUCCUUUGGUUGACAAAGUUUCAGCUAAAAGACCCUUUCAAUCUGCUCCCGCAUCAAAGCCUCCGAUUGAGGAUCCUAAUGGAACUGAUAACAAGUGUUUGUCUUCACAAGAGAUGAAUCAUGAAGUGGAGCUUUCACAGGUACUGGGUGAUUUGCAUUCACUUGCUUGUGAUCCUUUCCAUGCUAUUAACCAAGGAUGGGCUGUUAAAGCAAGACAGAUUUUUUUGAGGUUCAGAUCAGGUGUGUUCCAAAAAAGCUUAAACAUAGCUGAGGAUGAAGGAAAUGAUAAGCAUUCUAGCAAGUCUUGUGCUGAGAAUGGCCUAGGAGCGACACCUGCAAAACCACAAGCCAGGCCUGAUGAUCCCACUAAAGGCGGGCGGAAGCGGGGUCCAUCCGAUCGCCAGGAAGAAAUCGCUGCAAAAAAGAAGAAGAAAGUUGGUGAUAUUAGAAAUUUAACCAAGGAGAAGAAGGUAAUUAAGAAAACUGACGAACCGGCAUCACGAGGAGAUGUGAAGCCGGCGGUUGUUAUGACAUCAAGGAAAUCCGAGUUGAAGAACACAGAGCAGCGGGCGCCGGAGCCUACAAUGCUAGUGAUGAAGUUUCCAUCAGGAGGAUCUCUACCGUCCAUUAAUGAGCUAAAGGCAAGAUUUGCACGUUAUGGACCUAUGGAUCAUUCGGGUACUCGGAUAUUUUGGAACACGUUCACAUGCCGGGUGGUUUACAGGCACAAAGCCCACGCACAGGCGGCGUAUAAGUUUGUGCUGGGAAGUAGCAACUUGUUUGGGAACGCGGAUAUAAAAUGCAGCCUUAAAGAGGUUGGAGUUGUGGGAUCCGGCGAUUAUGAACCACCUGUGAAGGUCCCAAAAGAAGAGGGGUCCAUGGAGACCAUGGCAGGCUUACAGCUGAAAUCAUGUCUGAAGAAAUCGGGUGGCGGUGAGGAGGCGGGAGGUGGUAGUAAAGGGAUGCCGCGGGUAAAAUUCAUGUUGGGUGGGGAGGAAAGUGUGAAAAACAUGGCGGAGAACAAGAAUGGUUCAUCAUCAUCUUUUUCUUCUUCUCAUGCAACAAUGGAUUUUAAUAGUAAGAAUUUUCAAAAGGCUGUUCACCUCCCUCUUCCCAUUUCUUCUACUACUGCUGUUGCAACUUCAACUGCUCAAUUUACUAGACCACCACCAUCAUCAAAUUCUAUGCACUACGGUGGCAUAGGCUUACAGCCACCGCCACCACCACCACGAUCUUUGAAUUAUGCGGGCGAGAUAAAACAAACACAACCACCACCAGCGCCACCUGGGAACUUCGUUCACAACUUGCAAAGACCAAUUAUUGUUCCACCACCACCAGCACCAGCACCAUUACCCAAAAUGGAUAUCACACAGCAAAUGUUAAGCCUUCUGACCAAGUGCAACGAUGUCGUUACGAAUGUGAGAAAUAUGUUAGGCUACGUGCCUUACCGCCCUCUUUAAACAUAAAAGAAAUCCUCUAUAAACGGACAAAAACCAGCAUCGAGAAAAUCGACUGUCGAGGCAAGAUGAAGAUGCGUUGUUGAGGAGAGACAAAAGGAAUAUAGGAAAGAAAAAUGCAUGUGAACUCUUUGGAUGGAUGGAUGGAUGGAUGGGUUCAUUUAUUUUGGUAUGGCUUUACUUUGUAGUGGUAUUGUUUAAUGGUGAUUAUGUUGUAGUUGUUUAACAUCUUUUUGGCAUUUAUUAGGUGCAUUUUGUCAAAUAAUAGACAUCGUGGCUUUGUGACCUA
This is a messenger RNA of Cynara cardunculus var. scolymus (artichoke), 3751 nucleotides long. RefSeq lists its product as uncharacterized. The record is from RefSeq and is a predicted model, not a curated record. NCBI's taxonomy places the organism in Eukaryota, Viridiplantae, Streptophyta, Magnoliopsida, Asterales, Asteraceae. The coding region runs from base 157 to 3465 and encodes 1102 amino acids. The transcript has 2 exons.